This is a messenger RNA of Phycomyces blakesleeanus NRRL 1555(-), 858 nucleotides long. RefSeq lists its product as hypothetical. The coding region runs from base 1 to 858 and encodes 285 amino acids. The transcript has 5 exons. The record is from RefSeq and is a predicted model, not a curated record. Lineage: Eukaryota; Fungi; Mucoromycota; Mucoromycetes; Mucorales; Phycomycetaceae.
AUGACUGGAAUACGCCAAAUUGCUCCUAAUCCGUCUGAUGAAUACAAAAAUCUUUUAGCCAAGAUGAAAGAAAUGGAGAAAUCCAUGGUCGAUGUACGUGGUGAACUCACCACGAUGCAUAAAGCCAUUUGUGCUGGCUUUGGACAAGGAAAUGGACCCCAGACAUCUGCUUCUGUUUCUCUUGAUAAUCCUUCCGUUGCUGCCAGUUCCAUUGUCAGAAUUCCUGCUGGCAUCGCUUCUGAAAUCAGCUGUGAAAACAAGGACAAAGUCUUUAAGUUGAUUCGAGGGUACAUGCGGAGGGACAAAUUUACUUCCAAUGAUCCUGCCCUUGUCAGCGCCAUGCCCUUAAGCCCCAACAAGGAGAUCGUUGCCAAUCUUCUUAGUUACCUGCUCCCAAAGUUUGUUGGGCAGGGUAUAAAAACAAGCGAAUUCAGUACUAUGGUGCACACAAACUUCUGGAGCAUAACUCGUAAGGACAGGGAAGAUCCUAUGGUGAGAGCUGCCACUAACGCUCGUGGAAGACGAGCUGCAAGAGAAACUGAACACUUCAACCGCCGCGUAAUGGCAUAUGUGUCAAACAAGGAUUCAAUUGAUGCUUUAAUGAAGAGAAACUGUUCUGGGCUGAUGAUCGAAUCAGCAAUGUCUGAAGGCGAGUCAGAGGACGAGUUUCUUGGGAGACCUUGCAAGCGCAUUUUUAAUAGCCUCAUCUUCAACAUUGAUGAGAUUGUGAGAGCAAACUUGGGUAACAACAUUCGCCAAUUGUUAGACAGAAAUCUCACUAGCCUGUCUGAGAAACCAGUUCCCGAUGACGUCGCGUUGUGUUUCCCUCCGUGGACCCUUAGAGAUGGGCCACAAUAA